AUGCACCUUCCAAUGCUCAUCGGUACCUUGGCACUCUCAGCCAGCAUGGCUUUCGCAGCUCAGGCCAAGGUGCAUAACAAUUGUGGCUUCCCUGUUUGGGUGAACUCCGUCCAAGGCAAAGCUGGUCUUGUUCAAAAAGUAGCAUCUGGUUAUACGUUUUCAGAGGAGCAGAAGCCCACUGAUAACGGUAUUGGAGUUUCUGUCCAAAUAACCAUGUAUGAAGAUGGUCGCUCCAACAACGAUCCCAUUCUGAUCAUGGGAUACUCUUGGGACAAACACGCUGGACUCUACUACAGCUUGAGCACGGUGAAGGGGUUUGACUUUUGGGGACGUAAGCUUCGCAUUCACAACACUGAGGGAAAGCCUUUGGAGGAGAUUGUUUGGAUGGGAGAGCCAGAGCCGGACUACACUGCCGCCUAUCUCAAUGGCGAGGCGGAUAUAACGCUUGAACUCUGCGAUUAA
Messenger RNA from Exserohilum turcica Et28A, 462 nucleotides. RefSeq lists its product as uncharacterized. The transcript has a single exon. Lineage: Eukaryota; Fungi; Ascomycota; Dothideomycetes; Pleosporales; Pleosporaceae. The coding region runs from base 1 to 462 and encodes 153 amino acids. The record is from RefSeq and is a predicted model, not a curated record.